Messenger RNA from Ostrinia nubilalis (European corn borer), 3590 nucleotides. RefSeq names its product protein IWS1 homolog. Gene Ontology annotation, biological process: poly(A)+ mRNA export from nucleus. The record is from RefSeq and is a predicted model, not a curated record. NCBI's taxonomy places the organism in Eukaryota, Metazoa, Arthropoda, Insecta, Lepidoptera, Crambidae. The transcript has 11 exons. Bases 195 to 2615 code for a protein of 806 amino acids. Gene Ontology annotation, cellular component: nucleus.
GAGUUCGUAAGUCAGUCGGCAAAAUAAAUGUGUCAAUUUCAUUGUAAAAAACAUUGGAUUUGUGACUGUCAAAUAAAAUGUCGAUUUUACAAAAUUGCGGAAUGAACACUGUUUAAAUCUAGUUAUAACUUCGUGUUCUCGUAAUUGCAGCUGAGAAGCUGUAGGGAAGUCAAAUAAAGUACUAAUCACACAAGAUGGAUGUGGACACGGAUGGUCGAAAAUCUCGCUCAAGGAGCAAAUCUGCGGAAUCCACUUCAAAAAUGUCUCACGACGGGUCCCCACAGUCGAGGCGGUCUUCCAAGUCCAAGUCCCGCUCUCGCUCGCGCAGCGGCUCGCGCUCGCGCUCCGCCUCCCCGCGCUCCCCGCAGUCCCCGCGCUCGCCGCGCUCGGCCCGCUCCCGCAGCGGCUCGCGCUCCCGCAGCGGCUCGCCCGCGCGCUCCCGCUCCCGCAGCAGAUCAGGGAGCGCAUCUCCGAGGAAAUCCAGAUCACGAAGCGGGUCGCCGGCCAAAUCUCGCUCCCGAAGCGGAUCUCCCAAAAGAUCUCGCUCCCGCAGCGGAUCACCGAGGAAAUCCCGCUCUCGCAGCGGUUCACGAGCGAAAUCCCGCUCUCGCAGCGGUUCACGAGCGAAAUCCCGGUCUCGCAGCGGUUCACGAGCGAAAUCCCGCUCUCGCAGCGGUUCACGAGCGAAAUCCCGGUCUCGCAGCGGAUCUCCGAGGAAAUCUCGCUCCCGCAGUGGAUCCCCGAGAAAAUCUCGAUCGGGGAGCCCCUCGCCGACGCGAUCGCGGUCCGGCAGCGCCUCGCCGGCUAAGUCUAAGUCUCGAUCGGGCAGCGGCUCUCCCAAGAAGUCUCGAUCUAGAAGCAAAUCGCCGGCCAAAUCGAGAAGCAGAUCUCGCAGCAAGUCCAAGUCCAGAAGCAAAUCGCCCGGCGCCAAGCGCUCCAAGAGCCGCUCGAGAUCCCGCUCGCCGGAGCGCAUGGAAGUAGACGGCGACGGCGAAGCCAAACGCGGCCGCUCCCGAAGCGCUUCGCGAGAAAGGAGUCGGUCACGGUCCAAGUCGCCGGCGGGUUCUCGCGCCAGUCGUUCACGUUCGCGAUCGGGAUCGCGAAAAUCUCGUUCGCGCUCCCGAUCGAAGAGCGCCGGACGCGACAGCGCUAAGAGACGCUCAAGAUCGGGGUCACGCAAGUCACGAUCGCGAUCCCGCUCCCGUUCUAAGUCCAAGUCAAGAUCUCGGUCUCGUUCCCGCUCCAAGUCCCGGUCUCGAUCUCGCUCAAAGUCCCGAUCUCGAUCGCGCUCCAAGUCACGCUCGCGCUCCCGCUCACGUUCCAAGUCACGCUCGCGCUCCCGCUCACGUUCCAAGUCGGGCUCCCGCUCGCGGUCCGGAUCCCGGUCCAGGUCCCGCUCGAGAUCCAAGUCCCGCUCCAGGUCUCGUUCGAGAUCUAAAUCCCGAUCCCGCUCGAGAUCCCGUUCCGGGUCUGCCAAAUCUAGGUCAAGGUCUCGUUCGCGGUCUCGCUCACGGUCGCGCUCGAGCUCGCGCUCCGGCUCCGGCUCGCCGUCCCGUCGAGGCAAGAAGCGGCGCGCGGUGCGCCUGGAGUCAGACGACGAGGGCGGGGAGCGCGCGGGCGGCGAGGGGGAGGGCGCGCCCGCGGGCGAGCCCGGGGCCGCCGCGCCUGCGACCGCCGCAGACGACUCCUCCGACGACGAGGGCCCAGUCGGGGGAACGAGCGCGGAGAUGCAGGGCGGCAUGACGGACUUCGAGAUCAUGAUGGCGCGCAAGAAGGAGGAGCGGCGCGGGCGGCGGCGGCGGCGCGACAUCGACAUCAUCAACGACAACGACGACCUCAUCGCGCACCUGCUGCAGCAGAUGCGCGCCGCCGCCGACGACGACCGCGACCUCAACAAGCGCAACCAGCCCGCCGUGCGCAAGGUGUCGAUGCUGAAGUCGGCCAUGUCGCAGCUGAUCAAGAAGGACCUGCAGCUGGCGUUCCUGGAGCACAAUGUGCUGAACGUGCUGUGCGACUGGCUGGCGCCCAUGCCCAACCGCGCGCUGCCCUGCCUGCUCAUCCGCGAGUCCGUGCUCAAGCUGCUCAUGGACUUCCCCGCCAUCGACAAGUCGCUGCUGAAGCAGUCGGGCAUCGGCAAGGCGGUGAUGUACCUGUACAAGCACCCCAAGGAGACCAAGGCCAACCGCGAGCGCGCCGGCCGCCUCAUCUCCGAGUGGGCGCGGCCCAUCUUCAACCUCUCCACGGACUUCAAAGCGAUGACGCGCGAGGAGCGUCAGGCGCGCGACCAGGCCAUGGCGGGCGAGCGGCGCCGCUCCGACCCGCCGCCGUCUAAGCGAGCGCGGACCAUGGAUCCCGACUCCGACCGUGUCUCCGUCAGGUCGGUGCGUCCGGGCGAGCCGGGCUGGGUGGCGCGCGCGCGCGUGCCGCUGCCGUCCAACAAGGACUACGUCGUGCGCCCCAAGUCCACCAGCGAGGUCGACAUGUCGCGGACAAGCAAGAAGAAGAUGACGCGGUACGAGAAGCAGAUGAAGAAGUUCAUCGACCAGAAGCGCAUGAAGAGCGGCUCGCGCCGCGCCGUCGAGAUUUCCAUCGAGGGCCGCAAGAUGGCGCUGUAGGCUUCUACGAUUCACGGCCUCAUACGAGUAGAUAGGGAUUUGACUGAAAACUUUCAUGAUUGUCGUUGGCUGAUUACGGUUUUGUAACGUGACGGUUUAACCGAUCGCUUCGCGUGAUCCUUUAUUUGCAUUCUAUAAUAUAAAUAGGACCGUUGACGCUGACAAUGAUUCGUUGAUUACUUCCUUCCUCUCCGACGUAUGGUAAUUAACGCUGAAAGGAGACUAUUUUUUCUAUUUCCUUAAUUCCAUGCAACUUAGUUACGUCGCGUCCACCUUAAAACGCAAUGUAUCCAAACUGGAUAAGUUGUAUGACAUUGUAAGCUCAAAAAUAAACGUAUCAGUAAAGUAGCGAAUCAUCGGAUUUGGCAAUAAUAUUUGCGUGUAUGUAUGUGAGUCAAUGUAAACGAUAUCCCGGCUUUGUUUUCGUCUCUUCGAGAUUCUUCCGAUAAGUAUAAUGGCGGUUGAAGUAGACAUACGAUUGUCGAUUGUUCAUUUUUCAUUCACCAUAAUGAUACUUGUUAGCGACUUGUACAUAUUUGUCGUGUCGCAUGUCGAAGUGUUUACUCCUAUUGUGCAAUGAGUCUCGCGAGUCAUGGAUAUUACCUUCUAAAGAGAUUACGUGUAAAAAGUUUCUUUACUCAUAUUUAAAACUUUGUAUUCUGUUAAUUGAUUUCAUACCAAGUAGUCAUUACUGUUUUAAUGCGUCUACGUCUACAAAGAUAAUACGUAGUAGUUGACCAUAACACAAAUACUGAUUAUUAUUAAACAUUACAUGGUCAAUUUAGGAUAUUCGAAUACGAAAUUGAUGUGGAGGGCGUUUUAUAUUAUGAACUAAAUUGGGGAUUUUAAGGCGAAGUAGUUAAAUGAAUAUGAAUGUACCGCACAAAGAACCUCGCAGUUCUGUGCAACGUUCGCCCGACUUGUGAUGUUGUGUAAAGUAAGAUAAUGACUAAAAUAAACAUUAUUAUUAAGUAA